GAGGGAAGGAGGUUUGGGCCUCGCGGGCCCCCGUCGGCCGCCGCGCCCCGCCCCGCGCCAUGGCGGCCUUCGGGCGGUGGAAGGCGCAGCGCCUGGCGCGGGCGGACGCCAGCCGUAAGGGCGCCCUGGACGAGCGCGCGGCGCCCGUGGUGCGGCUGCUGAACGCGCGGGCGCGGUUCUGCACCACCAGCUCCUGCGCGGGCCGCCUGGUGCUGGCGCAGGGCGGCGCCGCGGAGGACGCCGAGCGCCGCGGGGCGCCGAAGAAGGGCUGCGAGUGGCUGCUGGUGACGCACGAGCCGUGCCGCCGCGACGAGCUGAUGACAGCACUAGAAAAAGCCACUGGUGAUGUUGUGUUCAAGUUUGAACCAUUUGUUCUUCAUGUGCUUUGUCGAGAGCUGCAAGAUGCACAGCUUCUGCAUUCAGUGGCUAUUGAUUCUGGGUUUAAGAACUCUGGUAUUACCGUUGGCAGAGGAGGAAAAAUCAUGAUGGCUGUCCGGAGUACUCACUGCUUAGAAGUUCCAUUGAGCCACAUGGGGAAGUUGAUGGUCUCUGAAGAAUAUAUCGAGUUUCUUAUACACGUGGCUAAUCGGAAAAUGGAAGAAAACACAAAGAGGAUUGACAGAUUCUACAAAUGCUUACAGUUAGCUUUGGAGGCUGACGUCAGUGCAAACAAUUUGCAUUCUGAGGAGACGGAGAAGUAUCACUCGGUGUACGUUCACAGAAGAAAGAGAGAGACCAUUCAAGAACAAGAUGUACACACCUCUCCAAAGGAUCAUAGUGAAGAAUUAGAGCCUGAGGAUGAUCCAGAAAGUAACCUUGGUAUUUUUGCUGAAAUCAUGAUAUAGACUAAGGCAUUUGAAAGCAAAUGGCAAACUGGAUGAUAGUUGUAAUGUUCUUUAUAAGAUACUGAAAUUGCUCUAGGUAGUAACACUCCCAUGGACAUUACCAGAAAGAAAAUUAAUUAAACAGAAUUGUGGACAGAUGUAAUGCCAUAGAAGCACAGGAAACAAAACCUCAUUUUUUGUUGUUGUUGUUAACAGCACUGUUGAAUUAACAUUCUCUUACUGUGUCAGUUAUCACAGAAGUAACUGGUUUGCUAUAGCCUUUGGCCCUGUUCUUUGUAGAAGCAUUUCCCUUUCAAUUGCUGGGUUUAGGCCUGCUAAUUUUUAUUUUAUUUUCCAGAGGAGAGACUCUAAAAACUGUGUUGUUAUCCUUGAAAGUUUUUAGACCCAGUAGGAACUCAGAAAAGUGUGCAGUAAUGUAGAUGGCUCUUUCAGAAAACACAGCCACUCAUUAGUCAGCUGCAGUACAGUACCUGGUCUGGAGGUUAGUACAGGAAAGAAAAACUUAACUAUGGCUGCAUGCAGACUUCAGCCUGGUGCCUCCAGGAUCCUCUCCUAACUAUUGCACUGAGCAGCAAGGUUGGCACUGUUUUCCUGCACUUUACUGUUUCAGGCUCUAGCCCCACUGCUUUAAUGUGUUCUGCUUCCCUUGGCCAGCAGCUAUUGAGUGUUACUUUUCUUUUAGCCAACUCCGUAUACUGUUAUUUCAUUAGCUCACUUAGAUACAUUUCUAUCUGGUCAGCACCCAGCAUCAGUCCAAACUGUUGGGCAAAAAGUCAACCAGGUGUAUGGGAACAGGCUUUCUUAGCAGGGUAUAAAAUAUUGACGUGCCUUAAAUGUUACAGAUGUUUGCACCGUUUAAUCUGUAUAUAUUCCUGUAUUGUCCCUCUGAAAAAGUCAGUGCAUGCUGGAGUUUAUUUUGCAGAAAAAUGAUGAAUUUGUAAAUUUUAGCAACAAUGAAUUCCAAGCCAUUAUUUUUAUGACUGAGUGGUUACUAACACAGCCUCACAGGACCCUGACUGAAGGAAAUGGUUUAUUUGGUACAGUUAGGUGGUUGUCAUUGUUUCCAUUACAUAAACCUACAUCUUGGGGACACUUUAAUUCCACUGUAAAAAAUUUGGCAUGCAAGGUAGCAGUCAAAGGGAAAACUGAGGGCUUUAAAUAGAUUCUGAAAGACUGGUUAGACUGUGUCUGCAGUAGCAGGCUCUCCAAAACAAAACAAACAAAAAAAAAAGCUCAUGCCUUUUGUGGAGUUUGUUAGCUUUGUGAACUUACAUGCUGAGCACUUUGACAAGGGCAUGUGCAUCCGUUUGGAGCAUGGGAAAGCAAGAGACCAAGAUGUCUUUGUGGAGAAACUGUUGUCAGUAAAGUGAAUGGGAAGGG
Messenger RNA from Anas platyrhynchos (mallard), 2225 nucleotides. It is a transcript of the gene TYW3, whose product is annotated as tRNA-yW synthesizing protein 3 homolog. The record is from RefSeq and is a predicted model, not a curated record. NCBI's taxonomy places the organism in Eukaryota, Metazoa, Chordata, Aves, Anseriformes, Anatidae.